This is a messenger RNA of Calliphora vicina (urban bluebottle blowfly), 4716 nucleotides long. RefSeq names its product cadherin-23-like. Gene Ontology annotation, biological process: homophilic cell-cell adhesion. The transcript is spliced from 25 exons. The record is from RefSeq and is a predicted model, not a curated record. Lineage: Eukaryota; Metazoa; Arthropoda; Insecta; Diptera; Calliphoridae. Gene Ontology annotation, cellular component: catenin complex; plasma membrane. Gene Ontology annotation, molecular function: calcium ion binding; cadherin binding. Bases 33 to 4610 code for a protein of 1525 amino acids.
UUCAUUCAGAUUACAUUUCCGAUUGUAUAUUCAUGGUCUACGACCCCGAUGGUAUGGAUCGCAAUAAUAUACGAAUCGAAGCUAAAGGAAAUAAUAAUGAAAAUUCUCUAUUUGCAUUUGUGGAACAUGAAGAGACUAAGACCUAUGAAAAACAAUAUAGAUUAAAACUUCUGCAAGAACUACACUACGAGGAUAAAGCCAUCUAUAAUCUGGAUGUCAAAGUCUAUGAUGCCAAAAAUAACACUGGCAACAUAUUUGCAAUAUUAGAAGUAAUCGAUUUGCCAAAUCGUGAUCCUAUAUGGGUAAGACCCUUAACUACGGCUACUUUUAAUGAAAAAGAAGAACAGAUUUUCAGUUUAAAAGCUAUAGAUGGUGAUACGGGCAUUGAUAAACCCAUUUGUUAUAGAUUGGAGUUUGAGGAGGAUUAUUCUGAACUUAUGUCUAUUAAUAGUUCAACGGGAGUGUUGCAUGUCCAACCUAUAGAUCGUGAUCUUUUAAAUCAACAGAUUUUUAGUUUUUAUACUUGUGCCUAUAAAUGUGAUGAUCCUUUGUGGUUUAUAAAAAACUCUACGAUUUUAAUAGUUCAGGAUAUAAACGAUCAUACACCGGAAAUUACCUUGGAACCAAAAGUAGUACAAAUUUUGGAAUCUAAGUACUUGACGCUACCUUUGGAGAAAUUCUUUAUAGAAGAUUUAGAUUUGGGCUCAAAUGCAACAUACAAUGUAUUGCUUACGAAUGCUAUUGGAACAAUUAAAUAUGCUGAAGCAUUUACUAUGAUUCCCAAUAGUGGUUAUCAGAAAACUGAUUUUUCAUUGACUGUUACUCACGCGGAUCUAUUGGAUUAUGAAAAUGAAAACUGGAGAAGUUUUGAAUUGAAGAUCAAUGUCAAAGAAGUGGAAAAUCUGCAACACGAGAAUGAAGUUACUCUGAAUAUCGAGUUGAUAAAUUGGAACGAUGAGUGGCCCAUAUUUGAGCGGGAAUCUUAUGAAAUUGAAAUUUAUGAAAAUGCUACCGAAGGAACACAACUUGCACAAAUACGAGCUAAAGAUCGAGAUAUAGGAGAUGAAGUAGUACACUCGAUUGUGGGCAUUAUACAAGGCAUUGCUAUAGAUUCCCUAACUGGAUUAAUAACUUUAAAUAAUACAAAUGUAUUCGAUUUUGAACGCCAAUCUUUGGUAAUGCUACAAAUUCAGGCUAAAGAUUCUUUGACUACAGAUUACACCCAAAAUUUACACACUUCCUAUAGCCAAUUGCAAAUUAAAGUACUGGAUGUUAAUGAUGAAACCCCGGAACUAAGAAUGCCACGUUUUAUAGUCAAUAUAACCGAAAAUUCUCCAGCUUUAACACUUAUUACCAAUAAAAUUGAGGCCCGAGAUCCAGACUCUUCAGCGGAUUUGAGUUUUGAAAUUAUAUGGUCUCAAUCCUAUGCCACCAAAAGUGGUCAAGAGGUUGACCCGACUUAUUUUUUUGGAUGUUUCAUAAUUGAACGUGAAUAUGUUAAUAACAAUUUAGUGUAUGGUCAACUGAAGAUAAAUGAUGAAUUUAUGACUGAGGUGGAUUAUGAGAAGUAUGAUACGAUAUUUUUGACCAUUAAAGUUCGUGAUUUAAAUCAGGAAUUGAAUGAGGAUUCUUCAACAGCUGUCUUGACCAUACGUAUCGAUGAUAUCAAUGACAAUCCUCCUCAAUUUGUAACCGGAACUCUGGAUGAGCCACGUAGUGUUACAGAAAUGGAGGAUAUUAUGAGCACAAUAGGUACCGUUGAGGCUUUCGACAUAGAUGGUGCGGGUAAUAAUAAUAUAACCUUUAAAAUAAGAGCCAUAGGUGAUCUUACAAAAAUGGACUUGGUUGUUAUAAAUAGCACAACCGGUUUACUCAAAGUGGCUGGUCUCAUACAAUGUGAUAUACCUAAAUUAUUUAAUUUGGAAUAUGAGAUUACUGUCAGCGAUUCUUUACAUGAGACCAAAGGAAAGAUCAAUAUCUCUGUAAUAGAUAUUAACAAUCAAGUGCCAACUAUCGAUGAAUUUCAACAUCAAGUAUUUAUAUAUGAAAAUGCUACUACUGGAACUAUAGUGGGUCAAAUAAAAUCUCACGAUAAUGAUAGAGAUAGUCCUCAUAACACAUUGGAAUAUACCAUUAAUAGUGCUUUGGGGGAUCUACACAAUUUAUUCCAAAUAAAUACCACCAAUGGUGAAGUCAAAGUCAAUUUGCGUAAUGGUUUCAUACUUGAUCGAGAUAUGGGUACUUUAUAUCAUUAUAUACCCAUCGAUAUAAAAGAUAAUUUUAAUUUUAUCAAUUCUGGUUAUGGACCUGUUAACCAAAAAUCCACAUUUUUAAAUGUUACCCUGAAAGAUGUAAAUGACAAUGCUCCCAUAAUGCCCAAUAACAAACAAUAUAAACCGGAAUUUUCAGAAGCUGACCAACAGAAUACAAUGUCAAAACUAGAUUUAAUAGCCGAAGAUCGUGAUGAACCUAAUACUGCCAAUUCUCAACUUAUAUAUUCCAUAUUAUCUAUAAAACCAGUACAAAAUUUCAAUACUGAUGUCCAAGAUUUUGAGGAUUUAUUUACAAUUACAACUUUACGAAAUCGUAUAGGACGCUUAAAAACUCAGAAAUCUUUGAAAGGUUACUAUGGCCGUUGGGAACUUGAAAUUGAAGCCGCCGAUCAAGGAACACCGCCACUAAGAAAUUCUUCAAAAUAUGAAAUUUAUAUAAAACCAUAUAAUUUUCAUGUGCCAAAAAUUAUAAAUCCUUCUAAGCAGAAGUCUAUAAGAAUCUGUUAUUCUUUGCAAGAACCUUUACGUCCUUUAUAUCAAGCCGACUGUGUUACACGAUUAAAACCAUUCGAAGUCUAUGAUCCAGAUGGUGGGGAAUAUGGUGAUGUUCACUUUGAAAUUUCCAGUGAUGCGGGCCAUGAUAAAUAUUUUGAAUUGGUUAAAGAAUCUCGUAAUUCUACUAACUUUUAUGUAAAACAAUUGUUAGCAGCUGGUAUCUACAAUUUAAAUUUGCGAGCUAUAGAUGGCGGUGGUAGUACUUCUUACGAAAUAAGAAAUCUCAAGAUAGUGUUUGUCGAUAUGUUGGGUAAUCCCAUGUUUUUACAUGACACCUUUAAUACAGAUUUUACUGAAAAUGAACAAGGCCUUUUAGAAGAACGUUUCAUACCCCAAGCUUAUGAUCCCAAAAAUGAGGGUUUAGAUGAUCCAGAUGAAGCCUAUAAAUUGUAUUAUUUUAUAGAUGAAACUUUCCAUCCCGAAGAUUCCAAGUACUUUAUUUUAAACCCUGAAACUAGACUUUUGAAACUAAAUACCACCUUGGAUCGCGAAACCAUCGAGCAACUAAGCAUCCGGAUAAAAGUCUCCAAUAAUGAGCAAGGUCUAAUAACCAAUCCUAAUAGUGUAAAUUACACUUUGUUGAUGAAUAUCACAGUUAACGAUGUCAAUGAUAAUGAGCCCAAGUUUAUACAAAACCUUUAUGCAGCUGGUAUUACAACCAAGGAUUCUAUAGGGAAACAUAUAAUGUCAUUUAAGGCUGAAGAUCCUGAUUUAAAUGAUGUUAUUAUUUAUGCCAUUUCCCAAACAUCCUUCGAAGCACAUGGCGAAAAUUUGGCUGGAAAUUAUUCAGAGUUGUUGGGCCUGGAGAAGCAAUCAGGAGUUUUAAUAUUGAAUUCUUAUGUAACAAAUAACAUGAAAGGUUACUUGAUGUUUGAGAUAGAGGCUUUGGAUUUGGCUGGUCAUGUAGCACGUGCGUCAGUGAAGAUCUAUAUUGUUUCGGAGAAAAAUCGUGUGAAAUUUGUAUUCUUAAGCGAUAUACAAAUUAUAAGAGAUAGUGAGAAAUUUCUACGUGAACAAUUUCAAGAAAUCUAUGGCUAUGAAAUCUGUAAUAUCGACUCUAUAGACGAUGUUACCAAUGUGAGAGCAAAUCAAAAAUCCCGCCAAGCAAGCGCCAAUACUUCAUCAGCCUUUAUAACUGAAGUGAAAGUUCAUUUUAUACACAACAACGAAGCCGUGGAAUCAUAUGAUAUAGAAAAAAGAUCCAAUGAUUUAGCAUUUAUAUCGCGUUUACAAAACGCUCUACAACAUCAAAAUCUAAUAUUAAAUGAUAUACCUCAUAUCGAAGCGGAAACACAAACACCAUUUGUGGACAAUUGGUUAAUAACAGCUUUGGUGGGAUUAAAUAUUACAUUAGGCGCUGUUUCGGUCAUAAUGAUCAUAUUAUAUGUUAUAAAAAUAAGAUCUUUAAAGAGGCAACUUAAAGCCUUCGAGCCAGCAGAAUUUGGUUCGGUGGCCUCGAAUCUUAAUAGAUUGGCGGGCCCUUCGAUGAAUGUGUUCUCGGUGGAAGGUUCUAAUCCGGUGUUUAAUAAACAAACAAAUGAAAUGCAACAAAGGGGAGGUGUCUAUGAGAAUGAUUCAAGCUCUGAGUCCGAAGAUGAUGAAGAUGAUUUUAGAGAUUUGCAUGAUGAUCCUUUAUUCGAAAUGAAUAAUUUGAAUAAUUUUGAGCAAAACAACAAAACGACCACCUGUGAUUUUGAUCAUAAAAUCCUUAAUAAUGACUUUUUUACCAGCAAAGAUAAAACAAACAAUUUACAAACGGAUUUGGAUAUAAAACGUUAUUAAAACAAAUUAUACAAUUUAUUUACACAGUACAUUUAAAACAAAAAUUAUUAAAAUUUUACAAAAAUAUCAACUUAUUAAAUAGAAACGAAUAAUUAUAUCAAAAAAA